Drosophila gunungcola (fruit fly) is the source of this 2129-nucleotide messenger RNA. Its product is annotated as P protein. Gene Ontology annotation, cellular component: membrane. Lineage: Eukaryota; Metazoa; Arthropoda; Insecta; Diptera; Drosophilidae. The coding region runs from base 56 to 2104 and encodes 682 amino acids. The transcript is spliced from 2 exons. The record is from RefSeq and is a predicted model, not a curated record. Gene Ontology annotation, biological process: transmembrane transport.
ACUUAUCCUUCAAACCAGAUUUUCAUGUGAUUUUCGUAACGAGUUCGUAUAUAUCAUGGAUGAUGUACCGGUCAGUCGCAAGGGAACUAGAAGGGGAGAGCCCGAAACCACAAAGGGAUAUAUCUGUUUGAUCAUCAAGUUGACCAUUUUAGUGGGAAUCUGGAUCGUUUUCACUUGCGUCCUGCUUACAUAUGAUACGAAUCAGCUCAAUGAAUCUUUGGUGACCGUGAUGCCCAAUCAGACGACUUUCAAGAGCUUGAAAUUGGAACAGGACACCGUUAAGAUAUUUCUGCGCGGAGCCAUUAACAAAUAUCUUACGAAGCAUCUGAUUAAAGCUAGUAAUUUUUCCGCAGUGGCUGUUCGUUUGGAAUGGUGGGAUUUUCAUCUUAAUCGAAGUUACUUGCGCACACACAGGUGGAAUGUAUAUCUAACGAGGGAUAUUAGAAAGUACCGACAGGUUAAAAAGAUCUUCCAUUUUUCUCUAUCGGGAAAGUAUGAGAUAAGGGCGCUGGAAAAUUCAAUGGGCCACACUGGAGCUCAUGAUUGGGGCUUUGCCAAAACGGUGAUUUCGUUUGAGAGCAUGAGUGAUUAUCCAGUAGGUCUGCAUAUGACAGUGGACACCCGGCCAAUGACUGCAAAAUAUGUCAAUUUGUACGCCGCCUUUCUGGUAAUUGGGUUCUAUGUGGUUAUUGUUUGGGAACUGGCGGAUCGCACUUUGUGUACGCUUCUUGUAGCCAGUGCCGGACUGGCCCUCCUAGCGGUUUUGGGAAAUAAACCUACCUUUGCAACGAUAAGUUCCUGGAUAGGCUGGGAGUCAAUGAUGCUGCUCCUCGGCAAUAUGAUCAUGAUGAGUCUGAUGGCGGAGACAGGGUUUUUCGACUACCUGGCCGUGGUGGCCUAUCGAAUUUCCAAGGGCAAUCCCUGGUUUUUAAUCGCCCUUUUGGGCGUGGUGGUUGGCCUGACCUCGGCUUUUCUGGAUAAUGCCACUGUGGUACUAUUUUUUAGUCCACCAGUCAUCAGGCUAUGCGAAGCCAUGUCAUUAAGAACCACAUUGGUUUUAAUCAUCCUAGCAUUGUAUGCCAAUGUGGGCGGAUCUGUGACCCCAGUGGGUGGAGCACCCAAUGCAAUUAUAGCCACCAAUAAGGAGGUGGCCAAAAUGUCUUUCAUACGCUUCUCGAUUCAAAUGCUCCCCGCUGCCGUAGUCUGCAUGAUCACCAUUUUCGCCUUGGUCUACCUGUUCCUAGGCAAUCGCAUCUUUAUUUUGGACGACAAUCAAUUGGAGUUGACCGAGAAAAGGCGGGAGGAGAUGAGACCCUCAUUCGAUAUACAGCUGAGAAUUGCUGAACUGAGAAGGAGGCAGUCGGCCAGAAGUUUCGUCAGACCAGUACCAAACUAUUUUGAGACACUGGCCCAUCUAGAGGCAAAUCACAAGAUACGCAAGAAAAUGCUGCUGGUUCAAUCGCUAUUAGCCCUCUUCUUUGCCGUCUCCUGUUUCAUACUGCAAUCGGUGCCGUGGGCCAUUCCCGGUGCCUCCUUGGGUUGGAUAUCCAUUCUGGCCGCCUUUCUGCUGCUCAUUCUGGCCGAUAAGAAGGAUCUCACCGAAACUCUAGCCAGACUCGAGUGGCAUACUAUGCUGUACCUGGCCUCACUAUUCGUCCUUACCGAGGUGGUCUACAGCCUGGGCUUUAUCCAUUGGUUGGGAAAGCAGGCCGUCACCGCCAUCAUACAAGUGGAUGAACAGCAUCAGAAUAUGGUGGGCAUGCUUUUGGUCCUCUGGCUAUCGGCCAUAAUGUCCGCCUUUAUCGACAAUGCCGCAGUGGCCGCCAUAAUGGUGAAGCUCUGCAUCGACUUGGCCUACCACGAAAAGGUGGCUGUAACCCUGUUGCCUCUAAUUUGGGCCAGCACCUUUGGCACCUGCUACGGAGCCAGUGGUUCACUGCUGGGCUCCAUGGCCAAUGAAUUCGUGGCGGUUAUUGGCAGCCAGUAUGGCUACCAGAUCACCUUCAAGUCAUUCUUUGUGGUCGGAUUUCCCAUCAUGCUCACCACCGUUGUCAUCUGCUCAAUUUUUCUAAUCAUGGCAAAUUCAAUUUUUGCUUGGCACUAGAACUGUAUUAUUAAUUUCACCUUUU